This is a messenger RNA of Mesorhabditis belari, 1101 nucleotides long. Lineage: Eukaryota; Metazoa; Nematoda; Chromadorea; Rhabditida; Rhabditidae. The record is from the annotation of a GenBank genome assembly.
GAAUUCCCGGUCGAAGCAUUGCCCCUAUUGCUGAAGCUGAAUAUCUUCGUGCUACUCUCUACAAAUGAGAAAGUGCUGAUCAGGGGGAUCAAUUCAGGCACAAAAGAUUUGGUGAAUAAAGUGGGUCUGUUGCCGCGAAAAAUCGAUCAAGCACACCUCAGCGGCACGCAAAAUCAGGUGAAAAUCAGACUCUGGAACAGUCGCGAUGGACAUUUCGCGAUCUCGUUCAGUAGGAAUACAGAAGGAACAGAAGAGAAAAUCAAAAUCACCCACUCGCAACUGUUUGGUGGAAACAAGAAUUUUCUGAUCACUGAAGACUUUGACGAGAGAUUUGUGAUCUUUCAAUUGACAAAAACGAUUCGACCCCGUUUACUCCGAGUGCAUACCUUCCCAAUUGAAAACCCCUAUCAAAAUGUCACGCUAUUCAAUUCGGACCUUCUCAACUUUUCCACUCUUUUGCAAAACUCUGGUGCCGUCAUUUUUGUCUUCAAUUGUAUACGAAAUCUGCAAAAGCUCAUUAAUCGAGUAAAAAUAAAAUCUACGUUCGGGCUUAAAUGGAUCGUCGAUGAAUGGAGAUGUUGGUGCUAUGAGAAAUGUAAAAAGUGUCCUGCUGGGAUGAGUCAAUUCUUGGCAUUGACGUCCGCCUCUUCAUUUGUCUUCAUCGAGACAAUGCGGAAUCAGGAGACACCAAAUGAAAUCUCUGAUGAGGAUUUUGUUAAUUUCGUCCUUCCCCGUCUACCGGAACCUCUUGGACUUGAGUACCGAAACAGGCAACGACGAAACAGGCAACGACGAUUGAAUGUUUUCCCACGAGCCAAUCCAUUUCCCAAUGGUCCUCCACCUCCAGCACUUCCGCCUCUUUUACGAAAAAAUGCUAAACUCGGAAUUUUUCCGGUGAAAGAUGUACUGGAAAUUCUUGAGACUUUCGCAGUUCAAUCAAGUGCCUUUAUGAAGAAAAGGAUUUACGCGUUGGAAUUGGAGCCGAAAACGAUUGAGACAUUCAAUGCGAUUAUCAGUGCAGUUCAUUUCACCGAGCACUAUCGAUCAGAUCGAGCUUUGCUUUUCCAGGGUUUUGACACGGUGGAUCAUUUCAGAAAAAAU